This is a messenger RNA of Arachis stenosperma, 990 nucleotides long. RefSeq names its product MATH domain and coiled-coil domain-containing protein At3g44800-like. Gene Ontology annotation, molecular function: protein binding. The transcript has 3 exons. The coding region runs from base 1 to 990 and encodes 329 amino acids. The record is from RefSeq and is a predicted model, not a curated record. Lineage: Eukaryota; Viridiplantae; Streptophyta; Magnoliopsida; Fabales; Fabaceae.
AUGGAAAAGGAGCAACAAGAAGUAAAGGUUUUAACAAGUGGCAAGUUCACAUGGACCAUUAACAACUUCUCUAGUCAGGUUUGGUUCAAAUUCUUCUACUCCGACACCUUCUUCGUCGGUCCCUAUUCCUGGCAGAUAGCUAUACUUCCAGGCAUGCCCAACAUUUAUUUACGAGGCUUAUUGGUAGAUCGAUUGUAUGCUGGCGACAUUGAUAAUGUUCCUGUUGGAUCGAGAUCUCUUAACUUCAAGCUCUCUUUAGUUGAUCAGCUUCAUGGCAAAUCCACUAUAAUAAAUGAGAGUGAGAAUAUCAAUAUUCAUCAGCUCAAAACAGGAGUUGAUGUUGUUUCCUUCAGAGUACAUUCAGACCUAGUUUUUUACCGCAAAAACGGGUUUCUUGUAAAUGACACGGGCAUUGUUGUUGCUGAGGUUUCUGUCAAUGGUUUAGGACUUGAUCAUGAUCAAAAUCACCCAUGUUCAGUUAUGAAGUCCACAGCUUUAUUUUUGGAUUUCAAGGGAUUAUGCAAAAUGGAGAAAGACUAUGUUCAACUACUAGAGAAUUCAUGUUCAAAGUGCCCUUCUCUUAUUGAAAGCCAUAGAAAGAGAAAAAGGAGCCAAAGGUUCAAUCAACUUUCAUUCACAAAAUUAGGGAAACUGUUGCAUUUUCUAAAGACUAAGAAAGUGAAGGACAUGAAGAGUGAUGAUGCUUGUAUGGAGUUACAAGAUUUAUGGGAAGAAGCUGAGAUUAGAUUUGAUGAUUUGAGUUGGUUGGAGCCACAUGUUAAAUCUGCUUUGAGCUAUUUUGAGAAUGCAGCCAAGGUGGAAAAGCUUAAGGCUAAUGUGGUUGAUUUAGAAGAAAAAUUUAAGACCCUGAAAGCAGAUGCAAUUGCUAUAGAUGCUGUUCUUGAAACAACAAAGAAAGAAUUGGCAAAGGCUGAAGAAGGUUUUAUAGAAAUAGAUUUGGAUGAUCAACUAGGAUAUGGAAUACCCUAA